AUGGGUAAACACGCUCUUGUACUUGGUGGCUACGGGAAAGUGGCCCAGAUUCUGACGCAGGUGCUGCUAAGAGACUCAUGGACUGUUACGAGUGUUAUCCGGACAAAGGAUCAAGUCCCUCAGAUCGAGAGCUUGGCACCUGCAGGAGAGAACAACUUGAACGUCCUUGUUCACAGCAUCGAGGAUGUCCAAGACGUCUCUCAGGCUAAAGGACUCCUCUCCAAAGUGAAGCCUGUCGUUGUGGUCUGGAGCGCCGGUGCCGGUGGGAAGGGUGCACCUGAACGAACAUUUGCUAUUGAUCGAGAUGCCGCCAUCAACUUCAUCAAGGCCGCUGUCGAAACGCCCACUAUCAACAAGUUCAUCCUCAUCUCCUAUCUGGCCUGCCGUCAAAGGCCCCCUCACUGGUGGAACGACUCAUCAUGGAAAUACGCUCAAGAGAUGCAAGGCGGAUAUCUCAAGAACUACUGCAAGGCAAAAUUGGCUGCAGAUGAGAUUUUGCUCCAAGAAGCAUCCAAGCGAGCCGACUUUGUAGGGAUAAGUCUCCGACCUGGCAUGUUGUCGGAUGAACCAACAGGGCAUGUUGAAUUGGGGAAGACCAACGGAUCGGAGGGCCACGUGAGUCGUGCAUCAGUGGCAGAAACCAUCGUUUCGCUGCUGAAUCACGAAGAGGUGCAAACGUGCUGGUUGGAUAUGCUUGACGGUGAUCAAGAUGUUGAGACUGCUGUUGACAGCGUUGUGAAGAACCGAGACAACGCGGCCGAGGGUGAGGACGUUUACUUGGUGUAG
This is a messenger RNA of Fusarium keratoplasticum, 786 nucleotides long. RefSeq names its product NAD(P)-bd-dom domain-containing protein. Lineage: Eukaryota; Fungi; Ascomycota; Sordariomycetes; Hypocreales; Nectriaceae. The record is from RefSeq and is a predicted model, not a curated record. The coding region runs from base 1 to 786 and encodes 261 amino acids. The transcript has 2 exons.